GUUGCUUGAAGCUUUGUUCCCCUUAGAACUAGUCUGCACUUGUGAUUCUCUGACAGCCAUGCAUCCACCCACAACACCGUUUGAGCCAACGCCUCCGGUUUCAAUCGCGCUCAAGUCAGACAUUGAGAACCUGAAGCAUGCUAUAGAGCAAGCCAAGCUUGGAGCUAGCGAAGGAGGCGUGUCGAUCGGUGGUGCUGUGGUAGACAAGGAUGGAAAUGUACUCGGUGUGGGGAGGAACAAACGUGUGCAGGAGAAGAGCGCUAUCUUACAUGGGGAGACAGAUUGCUUGAACAACAUCGGGCGACUCCACGCUUCCAAAUACGUAGGCGCAACGAUGUACACGACGCUUAGUCCGUGCACGAUGUGCAGUGGUGCUGUCGUACUGUUUGGCAUCAGCAGAGUGGUCAUGGGCGAAAACAGUACAUUUGUGGGUGGUGAGGACUUUUUGAAGUCAAGAGGAGUUGAAGUUGUAAAUCUCGACCUGGAUGAAUGCAAGCAAUUAAAGAAGAAUUUCAUCGACAAAUAUCCUGAAAUCUGGAAUGAAGAUAUCGGAGAGGAAUAAUACGAGUAAUAAU
Dacryopinax primogenitus is the source of this 575-nucleotide messenger RNA. Its product is annotated as cytidine deaminase-like protein. The transcript is spliced from 5 exons. The record is from RefSeq and is a predicted model, not a curated record. Gene Ontology annotation, molecular function: diaminohydroxyphosphoribosylaminopyrimidine deaminase activity. NCBI's taxonomy places the organism in Eukaryota, Fungi, Basidiomycota, Dacrymycetes, Dacrymycetales, Dacrymycetaceae. The coding region runs from base 59 to 562 and encodes 167 amino acids.